AACAGGUUUGCCUGCGGGAUGUCAGGGUCCAUGAGCAAUAGGCAAAAAAAGUGGAUAGAAUUUUGCCCGCAUUUCCCGCCAGUGCGUGCAAGAUAGUUCCGACCAAGGUUCAACGCGUUCAGUAUUCGUUCCUGAUCUCUCACUCUCUCUCUCUCUUUUCCUCUCUUUUCUCUCCUCUACCCAUCACUCGCUCCAUCAUAACAUUUCACAUUCAUUGCAACCUCAUUUCAGUCGUUCACCAUGUCUCAAAUUAAAGUCGGCGAUACUCUUCCUUCAAUCACCCUCAAGUACUGCCCAUAUGACCCCUCGCUCAAGGAUGCAUGCGGCAUCCCUCAGAACUUGAGUACGGAUUCCUUUAAGGGCAAGAAGGUCGUUAUCUUCGGUGUCCCCGGUGCAUUCACUCCCACCUGCAAUAACAACCACCUGCCCGAGUACCAUCAAAAGUACCAGGAUCUUGUCAACAAGGGUAUCGACCAGGUCGUGUGCAUCAGCACCGCAGAUGCCUUCGUGAUGGAUGCCUGGGGCAAGUGGACAAAUGUUAGCGACAAGGUUAUCAUGGCUGCCGACGGUAACGGUGAUUUUGUCAAGGCCACUGGGCUUGUGCAAGAUUUGACGAAGGGUGGCAUGGGUGCUGUCCGCUCCAAGCGCUUUGCUAUGGUCGUCGAGGAUAUGAAGGUCACCUACAUCGGUGUUGAGACCCAGUUCGGUGUCUCUGUGUCAGGAGCCGGUGCUGUUCUGGCUAAGUUGUAAAAGUUAUUCGAGAUAGGCUGCAAAUAAAUAACAAAAAAAAAAUGCAUUUUUGUUUUUC
This is a messenger RNA of Gamsiella multidivaricata, 808 nucleotides long. RefSeq names its product Redoxin. Gene Ontology annotation, molecular function: thioredoxin peroxidase activity. NCBI's taxonomy places the organism in Eukaryota, Fungi, Mortierellomycota, Mortierellomycetes, Mortierellales, Mortierellaceae. The transcript has 7 exons. Gene Ontology annotation, cellular component: peroxisome; mitochondrion; cytoplasm. Gene Ontology annotation, biological process: cellular response to oxidative stress; cell redox homeostasis; hydrogen peroxide catabolic process. Bases 241 to 750 code for a protein of 169 amino acids. The record is from RefSeq and is a predicted model, not a curated record.